Penicillium roqueforti is the source of this 1188-nucleotide messenger RNA. Its product is annotated as aminoglycoside phosphotransferase family protein. NCBI's taxonomy places the organism in Eukaryota, Fungi, Ascomycota, Eurotiomycetes, Eurotiales, Aspergillaceae. The transcript has 2 exons. Gene Ontology annotation, cellular component: mitochondrion. Bases 1 to 1188 code for a protein of 395 amino acids. The record is from RefSeq and is a predicted model, not a curated record.
AUGUCUACCGACUCAGCCUCUUGGACUACUGUCCAGGAUUUUCUGCAAAAAAGUGAUAGCCAAACUGCCGAGUGUUUUCGUCGAACUCAAUGGGAUGAGCUCUGUCCAAUCGCUUCAGGUCUUGCUGGACACUUGGAGUGCGUGGCCUUAGACCAGGUUGCUAGCGGGCUCAAUCACAUUGUCCGUUUGCUAAAAUUUUCCGACGAGACUCGCUGGGCGGCCCGGGUUCAUAUUAGAAGGAGUACCUCCCCCCUUGUCAGCAAGACCAGCCUCAGAAACGAGGUUGCGACAAUGCAAUUCAUCAAGGAACGUUCCGUCUUGCCAGUGCCUCAAGUCUUUGCGUAUGAAGUUGACGAGACCAACCCGGUGAGGGUUCCUUUUAUACUGAUGGAGCUGCUCCCUGGUAGCGUCGCCAUGGACGCCCUAGGCGGCUACAACGUCCAUCGCGGUAUAAUACCCAGAAAGCUCCGACCAACCUUCUACCGCUCCGUCGCAAAGUGCCAUGUCCAGUUGACUUCGUUACGACUCCCAAAAAUUGGGACGAUUGUCCGAAACCGCGACGGUAGGUACGAGUGCGGUCCCUUACCGGGAAUCGGCGGUCCAUUCGAUACAGCAACCGAAUUCUUCGAGGCGUGGGCCGACAGCGUCGAGUUUAAGUGGGAUAAAGAGACAAUCACAAGUAUGAUGCAGAGAAGUCCGAACCCUGCAGAACGGAUGAUCGCGAUUAUCGAGAAUUUCCCGUUACAAAUCAAAGCUAUGGCUAGCCGGCUAUCCUCGUGUAACGAAGGGCCAUUCCCUCUAGACCAUGAUGACUUUUUUCAUAGUAACAUCAUGGUGGAUGAGAGCUUCGAUGUGACGGGAAUCAUCGACUGGGAAGGCGCAUGUACGGUUCCCUAUGAGCUUAUUGCGUUCCCCGACUUCCUUACAGCCAUGCCUGUCUCCUUCGACCUGCCCCAGAAAUACGAUGAAGAUGGGCAGCCGUUCGAUGAGGAAAUUCGAGAAAUGUGGCGCGAGCGAGAAGGGUAUAUCGAAAUGGUCAGAUUAGCCGAGCUUGACGACAGUGUGCUUUCGGAUUGCCUCAGCAGCAAGAGGAGCCAGGCUAUAGCUUAUUUGUAUGGGGCGUAUACUAGUGUUGGAAAGCUGGGCUUUUAUGAUCAAGCUGUGAAAGAGAUAGAGAGGGGAGAAUAA